UACAUUUGUAAAAACGAACGGAAUUGCGUCUCGUAUAGAGCCUCACUUUGAUUGACAGGUUGAUUUCGCUGACGGUUCAACGGGUUUGCUCCAAGAUACAUACACACCCAGGAAAGUGGUGUAGUUGCUCGGUAGAAGUGUCGAGAGCGAAGAUGAUGUACAGAGCGUUGUUGUGUCUGGCCCUGUUCGUGGGUUCUGCAUCAGCCUGGGGAAGCUGGUUCAGCAAGAACAAGAACACAGAAUGCGGUUCCUUCCGAAACAAAAGGAUGGGCUGGUUCUUUACCAAGUCCAUGACUGAUGUUGACACCCGUCAACUUCUGGAUGACCUCAAAGCUUUCGACACCAACAAAGAUGGCUACAUCACACUCGCCGAAAUGAACAACCCUACUCUCGCAUCCACCUUCGACAGUUCCAUUGACCUUUCUGCUGGAAUCGAUCGUUGCACCUUCGUGACGUUUGAGAAGAAGCGAUAUGGCAUCAGUUUGGGGGUCGCAGGCCGCCUCUUCGACUUGGAAGACACUAACAAUGACCUCAGGAUCAGCACUGCAGACCAGAACGAGGCUACCUUCAACUUGCUUGAUAAGGAUGGUGAUGCCCGCGUGUCUGUGUGUGAAGGUUUCCUGGGCUUCAUGGCUGUGCUGGAAGACUUGGAACACAAGGUCUACGUUGCAGAGCUGAAGUAUACGGACAUCGUCUACAAGUUCAGGAAGUCUUCAAGCAUGUGGUCCUGGGGCUGGUCCUCCUAAACAAAGGCGGCGAUGGUCACGUGACCGAAAGGACGAUAAACGUAAAGCUUUGUUAAUAAAAUGAUACACACUCUG
Molecule: messenger RNA, 821 nt
Organism: Haliotis rufescens (red abalone)
Lineage: Eukaryota; Metazoa; Mollusca; Gastropoda; Lepetellida; Haliotidae
Exons: 6
Coding region: 153-746 (197 amino acids)
Molecular function (GO): calcium ion binding
Source: RefSeq, a predicted model, not a curated record